AAAUUGAAGCACCCCUUUAAUGUUUCUCAUUUGCAACUACAUUUGCAACUACAUUUAAUUUAAACCACUAUUUAAUUAUCCUGAAAUGUAGUAUUUUGCUUCACAGAAAAAUAUUGACGCAAGAAUAUUUGGGAAAAGGUCCAAAAGUCACCUACUGAAGCAUUCUUCAAACACCUUUUGGGUUAUUUGUUAGUGAAAUCAUAGGUAAAUGCAAAGGGUUCCCAAGUGCCUGCAGAAAGGGAAAACCAUAAAUUUUUGCUGACUAGUCCCUAAUACUGGACUGUCUUCAGUUGACAUGUUAUACUAACAGAUCCAUUUUUUUUUUCAGCCAACUGCAAGACCCCCUGGCAAUGAUUUUUCUUACAGAAGAAUGGAUGGUGGCCCUCACAUAAAUGGGGGAGUACCGCAAGAGGACUCAACACCAAUGCAUCUUACAAAUGGCUAUGCUGACAACAUGCUGACCAAUGGAGAUGAAGCAGUUGAGUUUUCCGUUAAUGUCAGGAUACUUGGAGAUGAAAAACGAUUUGGUUUUUCUGUCAUGGGGGGAGUGGAUGAAGGAUUUCCCCCACGAAUUGAUGAAAUUUCUAAAGACUCUCCUGCUGCCAAGACUGGCCUUCUGGUCAAUGAUGAAAUACUGGAAGUGAAUGGUGAACGUGUCACUAACCUUUCCCACACUGAAGUCAUUUUGAGUAUUCACAAAUGUUUACGAAACAGAGUUAUUGCUCUUAAAGUGAGAAGAGGAAGAAAAUUUUUGCAAGGGCUUAACAAUGGAACAGGCAACCAUAAUGGACUCAAUGGUGACUAUGCCGGACAGGUGGACACUAACACAAGAAAUAAACUGCAAAAAAUCAUGAAUGAACAUGAGAAUGAUCCUCAGUUCCAAUAUUACAAUUCAGAUGCGGAAUCUGAAGGAUCACACAACAGUCACGAGUUUUACGGAAACGGCGACAUUGGUGUUGUUUCUCCCACCAGCCCUGGAUGGAAUAAAGACAUUGGAAAUAAAAACUUUGGAAUAUCUGGGAAGAAUUUAGCACGAUCAAACUUGCAAAAGCACAAGUCAUUGUCUACUCCACUGUUUGACUUGACAAAGUUGGAUACUAUUGAAGCUGAUGUGGAUGUCGAUGAUGAUGAUGAUGAUGAUGAUGAUGAUGAUGAUGACGAUGAUACUUAUGCUCUUCAGAAUGAAGCUUACGAUACUGACAAUGAUGAAGAACAACCUGUGUUUUCAGGAGAAGCUGAGAAAGAAUUGCUGUUUCCCUACAUGAGUGAAGUAAAGUCAAAGCUUCGAAGUGGUUCUGAAAGGGAAGAUCUCUCAUUUGUCGAGAAUCUAUUUGAGCAGAAAGAUUUUCAAGAUGCCACUAAAGUUUACACAAAAAUGAUUGAACUGGAGAGAUCAGGAAGAGGACCGAGUGCUGUCAGACCUGUUGCAACAAAUUCACAACAUCUCUCCUCUCAGUUGAGACAUUCCCUUGAAGUGGCCAGAGACUCAAGGGACGCAGAAGAAUUGAUACAAAUAUUACAGUCGCCAAACUUUCAGGGUCUUUUGCUGGCACACGACAGACUGGCAUUUAGGGAGGCGUUACCCAGUGAUGAGGACGAGCAAGAGGCUGAAGCCGAAGAAACUCAUGGGCCACAGGAACCUCAACAAGUCACGGACGAGUAUUCGCUCGUGGAAGACGACAAUGUGAAAAUUGUGAGAAUAGACAAAGCAACUGAGCCACUGGGAGCUACUGUCAAAAAUGACAAUGGCACUGUGCUGAUUGGACGAAUCGUCAAGGGCGGGGCCGCAGAUAAGUGUGGUCUUCUUCAAGAAGGCGACGAAGUCCUUGAAAUUAAUGGAGUAAACAUGCGAGGAAAAACUGUAGCGGAAGUUUGUGAGCUGCUGGCGGACAUGAACGGGACGCUAACAUUUGUACUCAAUCCCGCCAAUCGAUCUCGCGUCCCGUCCGACAGAGAAGUACACGUGCGCGCGCACUUCGACUACCAUCCUUACGAGGAUGACUUGAUACCGUGCAGAGAACUAGGACUAGCAUUCAGACGAGGCGAUAUUCUUCAUGUUGUCAAACAAGAGGAUCCUAACUGGUGGCAGGCGUGGAGAGCAGGCGAGGAAGGAAGAACGUUAGCUGGACUUGUUCCAUCGAAACACUUCCAACAACAGAAAGAAUCCAUGAAGAAAACUACUGGAGAAACCGAACCGACCCACAAAGAAAGUAAGGAUUCCGUAGUUUUUUUUUGUUGUUGUUGUUUUUUGUGUUUUGUCAAAAUCUGUCNGAACGGACAUUUGAUGCAUUUUCAGAGUUUAAACAUCGUUUUCAUAUUUCUCCGGCGACCUACUUUGUAUUUUUCUUGUACAUCAGGACCUGACAGAGUUGGUCGGAAAGAGUUGAGGCAGAAACUGAUUCUCUUUUCACAAGAACGUUUCGCUGGAGUGAUACCUCACACCAGCCGGCCGAUGAGACCAGACGAGGUAAAUGAAAGAGACUAUACUUUUGUGUCGCUACCCACGUUUCAAGCAGACAUUGUGGGCCAUAAGUUCGUGGAACACGGGGAAUUAGAGGGUCACUUUUACGGUACAGCACUGGACUCCAUAAGAAAAGUGAUCAACUCUGGCAAAUACUGUAUUUUAAAUCUUCAUUGCGAGGCGCUGAAAAUCCUUAAAGCUUCUGAUGUGAAACCUUACGUGGUUUUUAUUUCGCCUCCAUCUUACGAUAGAAUUUUAACCCUUAGAAGAGGAAAAGUGGAUCCAUUUAAUCCGCAACCUAAUGCACAAAUGUCUGACGCAGAGUUACGCGAAAUGGUGGACAAAGCGAGAGAAGUGGAAGAAACUUACGGACAUUACUUCGAUAAAACAAUUGUGAAUACAGAUUUGGAAAGAACUUUUGACGAGUUGAGAUCAGCCAUCGAUAAACUUGAUACCGAGGCUCAGUGGGUACCAGCCUUCUGGGUAAAUGAAGGCCGUGGCGCCUUGUAGAGAAAGUCGAGACCUGGACAUCACCAAUAGGAUUAUUAUCUCUCUAUUCUGGAAGAGGGCCUAUAAUAUAGGACUGCAGAAAGAAGCGAGUUUUUUUUUUUAAUUCACACAGAAAAUCAGCAGAAGGUAUUUUUUCAAGAAGGAAGGUUCGAGGUAAGAGAGCUGAGGACUUGGAAUGGGCUAAAAUUAAACCAUUCAUUUAUGAAUAUCAGUUACCUACAAAAUAAUUUUUUAGUUGUACAAGCUGUUUAUUAAGAGAAAAUGUAACCGAAUAUGAACAGUAUUAGGGCUGAGUAAGGGUUCUAUUUUGAACAAGCAGUUUAAUUCCUUUAUAGAUCUUAUAUCGAACUAGAGUGAGGUCCGUAUUGGCAAAAUAUUGGUUGAAUUCUAUUUUUGUUAUCGAGCGAGGCCCAGGAACCCGUAACUUUCGUACGAGAAGAAGGCCAAUAUUUUCCUAAUGCAGGCCAAAAAGACCAGUUUUGUAAACUUUAUAACUGUUCUUUCUAAUUUACAAGUCACCUUUGCCGACUAUUCCCGGCAAACAUGGGCGAAAUAGUUAUUAAGCGCACGAGAUUAUUUUUCUUAGCCACUGUCCUCCUACGUUUACACUGCAAUAUGUUACCAAGGCAAAUCGGCAAAAAUUAAUCCAUUAGUUUUCCCGCUUGGCGGUCAGUAUUACGACAUAUCGGACCGGUCCGGGACCAAUCAGAUGACUCCUUUUCGUAAUGAGCCAGUUUGGCAUGUGAUAAAACGUUUUCAGUGACUUAAUCUUUAGUCAUUAAAACUGUUCAUUUAUCAUAACUUUUUAUACUCCAGUUUUUGCUUGCAAGUGAGUUCUGUACAAACAAGCAAUGUUUCUUCCAAAUCGAAUGAACAUUUUUGUUUAAAUUUGGAUUGUAUGAAAUUAGUAGUUAACUCAUAGUAUCCUUGUAUUAUUUUUGUUUUCAAAUGGCGCUCACCCGGGCUAAGCAAAAAGCAAUAUAGAAAACAACUCUCGGGCG
Messenger RNA from Orbicella faveolata, 3972 nucleotides. RefSeq names its product protein PALS1-like. Gene Ontology annotation, molecular function: protein binding. The record is from RefSeq and is a predicted model, not a curated record. Lineage: Eukaryota; Metazoa; Cnidaria; Anthozoa; Scleractinia; Merulinidae.